GCUGAGGAGUGUUUGAAACGAUAGAAGGACAGGAUUUCUCAUUAUCUUCAUUCUAGUAGCGAGUCAAAGUUGCUCGAGAUAGUUCAACGUGAGUUGUAUGUUUAUGCCACCCAACUGCUUGAGAAGGAGCGCUCUGGAUUUCAUGUGCUGCUAAGUGAUGAUAAGAUGGCGGAUUUGUCAAGGAUGAUUAGGCCCUUUAUCAAAUCACCUCGAGGCUUAGAUCCCAUCUCUAAUAUACUUAAGCAGCAUGUUACUGCUGAAGGUACAGCCUUGGUUAAACAAGCAGAAGAUGCAGCGAUCAACAAGAAGGUUUCUAAGAAAGAUGUGGUUGGUUUGCAGGAACAGGUUUUUGUUAGAAAGGUCAUUGAGCUGCAUGACAAGUACCUCACAUACAUAAGUGAAUGUUUUCAGAACCACUUCCUUUUUCACAAGGCACUCAGGGAGGCAUUUGAGGUCUUCUGCAACAAGGGUGUUGCGGGAAGCUCAAGUGCAGAACUACUUGCCACAUUUUGCGAUAAUAUUCUUAAAAAAGGAGGGAGUGAGAAACUGAGUGAUGAAACCAUCAAAGUAACGCUUGAGAAGGUUGUAAAGUUGCUUGCUUAUAUCAGCGACAAAAUCCUAUUUGCUGAAUUCUGUCGGAAAAAGCUGGCUCGGCGGCUUCUGUUUGACAAGAGUGCCAACGAUGAGCAUGAGAGAAGUAUGCUGACAAAACUGAAGCAACAAUGUGGUAGUCAGUUCACAUCAAAGAUGGAAGGAAUGGUCACGGAUUUGACUUUGGCAAGGGAACAUCAAACCAACUUCGAGGAGUAUCUUGAGAGUAAUCCAAAUGCAAAUCCUGGAAUCGCCUUGACUGUUACUGUCUUGACAACUGGCUUUUGGCCAAGCUACAAGUCUUUCAAUCUCAAUCUCCCAGCGGAGAUGGUUAAAUGCGUCGAGGUUUUCAGAGAAUUUUAUCAAACAAAAACGAUGCACAGAAAGCUUACAUGGAUAUAUUCCUUGGGUACUUGUAACAUCAAUGGGAAAUUUGAACAAAAAACCAUGGAGCUGAUUUUGAAAACUUACCAGGCUUCGACUCUGCUGCUAUUCAAUUCCUCAGAUCGAUUGAGUUACCAGGAAAUUAUGAGUCAGUUAAGCCUGUCAGAUGAUGAUGUCGUGAGACUGCUCCAUUCCCUUUCAUGUGCAAAGUAUAAGAUUCUUAACAAGGAGCCGAACACCAAAACAAUCUAG
This is a messenger RNA of Ilex paraguariensis (yerba mate), 1227 nucleotides long. NCBI's taxonomy places the organism in Eukaryota, Viridiplantae, Streptophyta, Magnoliopsida, Aquifoliales, Aquifoliaceae. The record is from the annotation of a GenBank genome assembly.